CGGCCGGAAGAACUUGUUUGUGUUUUGGUUCUAAAGGGAAGUUGCGAGAAGAAAGAAAGGAGGAGACGUGACGGGAUUGUUGAAAUUAUUUUCUUGUGUUUUCUUUCCCACAACACCUCCCCACCACGGUGUCCGGGGCUCCCUGCGUAAACACUACAGCGGUGGCAUUUCAAGUUCCGAACAUCGUCUGCCCGUCAGCAGGAGUCCUCAUAGUGAGGUUUGGCACACAGCACUCAGGGAUCUGACUAGGUCAUGGCCAAUCGGGGAGGAGCUACGAGACCCAAUGGACCCAACGCCGGGAACAAGAUCUGUCAGUUUAAGCUGGUGCUCUUGGGGGAGUCAGCUGUUGGAAAGUCCAGCUUAGUUCUCCGCUUCGUCAAGGGUCAGUUCCAUGAAUUCCAGGAGAGCACGAUAGGGGCUGCCUUUCUCACCCAGACGGUGUGUUUAGACGAUACAACAGUGAAGUUUGAAAUCUGGGACACUGCCGGUCAGGAGCGUUACCACAGUUUGGCACCUAUGUAUUACAGAGGAGCCCAGGCGGCCAUCGUGGUCUACGACAUCACAAACGAGGAGUCGUUUGCACGAGCAAAGAACUGGGUGAAGGAGCUGCAGAGACAAGCAAGCCCUAAUAUAGUCAUCGCUUUGUCAGGCAACAAGGCUGACCUAGCCAACAAGAGAGCUGUGGACUUCCAGGAUGCCCAGUCCUACGCGGAUGACAACAGCUUACUUUUCAUGGAGACAUCGGCAAAGACAUCUAUGAACGUGAAUGAGAUAUUUAUGGCCAUUGCAAAGAGAUUGCCGAAGAGUGAGCCGCAGGCCGCAGGAGCCAGCAGCGGGCGGAACCGGGGGGUGGACCUGACGGAGGCCGCCCAGCCAGUCAAGGCUCCGUGCUGCAGUAACUGACGUGGAGAACGGCUUCCUUCCAACCAUCCUGUAGAGCAGUAACUAAUGCGGCGAAUGCCACCGCAGUAACGCAAUGUGUUGUACUCCUAUCUUCAAUUCUCUGAUGUGCAAAACGAUGCCCUGGGCCCAGCCCCCACUUCUCUUCAAGUCAUCACGGUUCUGCUGCGACCUGGUUUAAGCCCCCUAAAAAAUGAGAUAAUUCAAUUAGUGUUGAUUGAUUAGUGUCAGCAAAUAAUAGCAGCAUCAGUGUUCCUGGCCUUCCAUUCCUUUUCAGCUUGUAGAUACACGUUUAAUUUAGAGGAAGUGGCCACUUCCCUGUUUUGAGGUCUUUUUAUUACUGCAUUUCUUCAUUUUUGAUUUUCUUACUUAUUGUUUGCAAUGUUUUUUUCAAACCUAUAUACUUACACGGCCCAAAAUAGAAAAACUCCAAACCUUUUGUCUGCAGUAGCGCAGAAAUGUCUGUUAAAGAAGAAGAAGAAGAAGAAGAAGAAGAAGGGUACUCUUGUGAAUCUAAUAAAAUCGAAAAGGCAGAGAUAGAAAGACACAAACCUCUAAGGGUCAUUUGGAUCCUUUUAUCUUAAAUUUGAAAACUGUUUGUGGAUUGUAGUCCCUUUUAGAUUAUCCCGCCUGUCCAUGUCCUUUCCCCCACUAAACCCAAAGUAGCACUAGUGAACAUUACUAAGGGUCCAUUCUGGAGCCAUGCCUGCUUCUAGCUGUCCCGAGUGGCAUUGUGCAAUGUUUCACAGUAUUAAAUCUGUGACGAAAGUGUCUGCGAGGACCAAUGCAGCACAGCAAAAAAAAAAAAAAAACUGUUCCAGCCGGCUCUCUUCAAAACAAGGCACGUGUGGCCUCUGAGGGGCACAUCGGUGUCAAACCCCAUCUCCUGAUGCUGCGUCCCUUCACACGUCUUGUGCAGACCGUCCCUGCGGUUAAACCUUGGUCUCUUGGUUUCUGUCUUUGGAUGAUUUUAUCUGUAUCAUAUGACCUUUUCCAUUAUGUUUAAUAUUGCUGGGUUGGCACCUGGUAGAAAAAAAAGAAAAAUAGAAGAAGCGAAGAGGGGGGGUAGUGAGUUGGGAGUUGCAAUAUGUAAGGCUGCUUCAUAAUCACCUCUGAAUCAAAAUGAUUUGCCAUCUUCUCUUGUUUAGGAAGUGCUUUCGACACAGUCGUGUGUCUCUGUACAGCCGGCGCUGGCUGGCUGAUGACAGAAUUCAUCCAUAGCCUCACUUACACGUGUCCAUUUCUGUAAUUUUUAAGUGUUUAUUUUCUAUAUGUGUGUGUGUGUCUUUGAACACACAUUUGCACCUGAACAGACACAUUACAUUGACUUCUAAUUGUAUAUAAACACACACACACAGUCUGUUACAGCUCUCACUCAUAAGGUUGAGACUUUUCUUUUCCCCUUUACCACUCACCUCACUUUAGUGUUGCACAUCCGCAUACACACACCUAUAUAUAUAUAUAUAUAUAUAUAUAUAUACACACACACACACAUAUAGAUGCAUACAUGUAUGUGAUCAACUGUUUUCUCAUGCCUUGUACUAAUGAUCGCUCAUGAAUAUAUCUUAAUGUCAUAAUUACAGCCAGUGUGAUAUAUAAAUAUAUAAAUAAUAUACUGUAAAUAUGUUGUUGCAGUGUAGUCUACCUUUUUUCAAUUUACCAGUCACAGGACUAAUGCUCGGUAGGGAGUUGUCUAAUCAUAAAAAAAAAACUGUACAGUUAGCAGGGAAACAACAGCUACAAUCUGCGUUUGGAGAUUUGUUGCUGUUCCUGUUUUUUCACACAAAAGGUUAAAUUAGAAUCAGUGGUGUUCCUAUAGAUGUAUGUAUUGUUAUUAACAAAAAAUGAAAUUGCAUUUAUUUAGUUGUCUCUCUUGUAUCUUUUUCUCAAAAGAAAAAAAAAUAAUAUCCAAACAUUUUGGUUUCUAUUUUUUUAACAUGAUCUCUUUCUUGCACUUCAUAAUUACUUUUCUUGUCGUAUCCGGCUACUCGUCCAGCACGUCUUCCUGUUAUCAGACCCGAUCUUCCUGAAAAACUGGAUGUAAAAGCUCCAGACGAGUUGGACACAAUAUGAUACUCAUUGAUUAACCACCUGGCUGCCCCUCCAUAACAAUUGAGUAACCUUGUGGUUCAGUGUAACAACUAUCAGCUGGCACGAUGGUGGUUCAUGAAUAAAUUGAUUAACACAUUUAAGGAUGUAAAUUGUAUGUUUUUUUUCGUCGUACAUUUUACAGUUCUGGUAUGUAAUGACCAAAUAAAUACUGAAAUAAAUAUGAUCAUUUCUUAC
Messenger RNA from Pungitius pungitius (ninespine stickleback), 3186 nucleotides. RefSeq names its product RAB5A, member RAS oncogene family, a (gene rab5aa). The transcript has 6 exons. Bases 253 to 903 code for a protein of 216 amino acids. Gene Ontology annotation, molecular function: GTPase activity; GTP binding. The record is from RefSeq and is a predicted model, not a curated record. Gene Ontology annotation, cellular component: Golgi apparatus; endosome. Lineage: Eukaryota; Metazoa; Chordata; Actinopteri; Perciformes; Gasterosteidae.